AUAUCACGAUGUUCCAUAUCGUCGUCGGUGUCGUCCUGGUCAGCGGUAUCGCUUUGACUCACGGUCUAUCUGAGGAGCAGACCCUGCUAUUUAAGACUACGGGAAUACGGGAGCAUAACACCAAUCGAAUCGGAAGGGUGAACGUCAGCGAACGGGGACGGUAUUGGAUCAUAACAUCAAAUAACAUACCAGACCACGACACCGGGGACUUUCCAACAAAGAGCAACCCAAAUGAAAUUCAAGUGCAGAGUUACAGAUUUGAAGUACCGAAGAAUCCCGAGGUCAAUGAUGUCUCAACUUGUCUUCCGAUGGGCCCCAUCGCGAUCGCUACUAACGGCAUAGUCAUGUACAAUCCCUGGGACGCCGACGGCGAGAACGCGGUGGAGGGCGAAGGCGCAGAGGUAUUCGACCUAUGCGACGGCCAUCCAGAUAUCAAAGGAAGGUACCACUAUCACAGACAACCGUCAAGCUGCCUUUUCACCAUCACCGAAGAUCCCUCUCCGCUUGUCGGCGUCGCUUUCGACGGCUUUGCCAUCUAUGGACCUGUGGAUGAGAACGGUCGGCUUCUGACAUCGGACGACCUCGACGAAUGUCACGGUCGCAAGAACAGCAUAAGCGGUGACUACCAGUACCACACGACUGCCGACUUCCCUUACAUCCUCGGUUGCUAUCGUGGCACACCUACGAUCGGCACGAACAGGAGCAAUUGCCGCAAGGCGUCUGAUGCUGAUGCGGAAGGCAACGUCCUUAACCCGGUCUAAGCAAUGUCUGCUUUCGACAAAGCACAGGGGAGUGGUUCAUGUAAACAAUCAAAUUGUCAGAUAAAUUUUAACCGAUUGAUUAGUUUAGAUCCAAUGGGAUAAUAUGAUUUCAGUAGCUUAUAACAAUAAUCAGUCAAAAUCGCUGACUGUUGUUUCAUGAAAGAAUCUCCUGCAGAUGUCGACAACUUCGAUGGCAAAAAUCUCAGGUUGUUCGGGAGGGGAAUUAGCUGGGUAAACAAUUAAUGAGCAAAAAAAGAAUAUAAUCAUGCAGUCUUCAACUUCUAUUAUUUCCAUUUUCCCUUAUGUAACUCUAAUAAAUUUGCUUCCUAUAUAACUCAAAACGAGUGUUAAUUUCACCAUCAUGGGAAUGAAUUUUUCUAUGACAUAAUUAAUAUCCUUUGAAUAUACCUCCAGAAGAUGAUAUAAUAUUGGGCAAAAAAUUGGAAGUAUAGUCAAGUGAGAUUUCAUGUGGGGGUGUUUGGGCAAUUGGGCAUGAAUUGUGUGGGUAAACACCGAGACAG
Molecule: messenger RNA, 1282 nt
Organism: Lytechinus variegatus (green sea urchin)
Lineage: Eukaryota; Metazoa; Echinodermata; Echinoidea; Temnopleuroida; Toxopneustidae
Exons: 3
Coding region: 9-761 (250 amino acids)
Source: RefSeq, a predicted model, not a curated record